Messenger RNA from Ixodes scapularis (black-legged tick), 510 nucleotides. RefSeq names its product cuticle protein 10.9 (gene Cpr64Aa). The transcript has 2 exons. The record is from RefSeq and is a predicted model, not a curated record. NCBI's taxonomy places the organism in Eukaryota, Metazoa, Arthropoda, Arachnida, Ixodida, Ixodidae. The annotation marks the transcript as partial. Gene Ontology annotation, molecular function: structural constituent of chitin-based larval cuticle. Gene Ontology annotation, cellular component: chitin-based extracellular matrix.
UUUAAGGUAAUCGUCAUCUUCAUGGUGGCCGCCUCGGCCUACGCUGGGGGCCGCUUCGGCUUCCACCACGGAGGCUUCGGCGGUGGACACGUCUUCGCCGCUGCGGCAGCUCCAGUCGUCUCCAAGGCCUUUUUGGCAGACGCAGCCUACCCGCCACAGCCGUACAGCUUUGGCUAUGACACCGUGGACGAAUACGGCAACAAGCAAUUCCGCAACGAGCAGAGCGAUUCCAACAACGUCAAGACCGGUUCCUAUGGUUACACGGACGCGCACGGGCUCUACCGUCGCGUCAACUACGUCGCUGACGCGCACGGCUACCGGGCCACUGUGAGCACCAACGAACCAGGCACCAAGGCCGGAGCCAGUGCCGACGCCGUGUUCGAUGCAAAUCCCGUGGUCAGCGGGCCGGUCGUGAAGGCUGCCGCCGCCUACGUGGCGCCCACGUACGCCAAGCUCCACGUUCCCGCUUACGCUUUCGGCCACCACCAUGGCUACGGCCACCGCUACUGA